AUGGGCACAAUACUAGCAGCAUUAAAGACUGUUGUAACAAAUCGAGUUCAAGUUGGCCGUCUUAAGCUUCAUCCAUUGGAUUUAUUGUUACGUAUGUCACCAUUGGCAUUUGUUCAAACCGUAAUUUAUGCUUAUGUCACUGGAGAAUUACAUAGAGUUAGAAAUUUUGAAUAUAUUAAUGAUAAUGAAUUGAGUUUGACAAAAGAACGUUUAGAUGAUGAUGAAAUAGUCCAAAUGGUUUUGGAUGAAGCAAACAAUGUAAAUAAUGAAUCAGAAGGUGAAGAUAUUGAUGAACUGAAAGUCAUUGCAACCAAUGAAGAUGCUUUGAAAGCA
Molecule: messenger RNA, 333 nt
Organism: Entrophospora sp. SA101
Lineage: Eukaryota; Fungi; Glomeromycota; Glomeromycetes; Entrophosporales; Entrophosporaceae
Source: the annotation of a GenBank genome assembly